AUGAGUGCACAAGGACAAACACAAGUUCAUGGGAUUGAUGAAGCGGUUCUGGAUGACAUUAUCCACCGACUCACUGAGGUCCGAUUGUCCCGACCCGGAAAGCAAGUUCAGCUCUCUGAGGAUGAGAUCAAGCAACUUUGUCUUGCUUCUAGAGAUAUCUUCCUUCAACAACCUAAUUUGCUUGAACUUGAAGCCCCUAUCAAGAUUUGUGGUACUUACAUACUUACCCCAUUUUGA
This is a messenger RNA of Lathyrus sativus (Indian pea), 237 nucleotides long. NCBI's taxonomy places the organism in Eukaryota, Viridiplantae, Streptophyta, Magnoliopsida, Fabales, Fabaceae. The record is from the annotation of a GenBank genome assembly.